CAUCGUUGAACUCAGCAGAACAAACAUAUUUGAAACCUGAUUUUAAGUUUAAAUAUUCCCAUCCGAUGCCUGCAAUUUUUAUCGUUAAUAAUUGCUGCCUGUAAAACUCAAAAAUCUCAGAAAACCAGGGUUUUUUUUUUCUCCAAUUCCCAAUCCAAAGAAAAAUGAGUUGAUGAUUUUUUGCAUUUGGCGUUUCACCGGAAACAAACAUGUAACAGAGUCGGACACUUUCGGAAAUACGGCAAUGCAAGUUUUCUAACGCUGUGAAUACUGAAGCUUCAGAAUGAAUGGGAUGUUAUUAAUACAGGUCUUUGCGAUUGUGGUAUUGGCAAAAACUAUUAACGCAGAAACUAAAGAGCUCACACCACAAUUUGAAAGAACAGGUAGAAGAUCUUCCUCCACAGGACUCCAGAGCCCUUCAGUAAAUCUGACAAAAUUGCCACACAAAAAUCGCAGUCGCCCAGAGUCCAGUUUGCCUGUUCUUGAUGCCUUUUUUGAGAGAGAAGAAUCUCCUUUCCAACAAUACAAGAUAAAAAAUGAAAACUCGCACGCAGAGGGCAAACUCAGCCCCUUGGUUUUCUUUGAAAAAAACAGCAAAAGGAAUGAGAGCACAGGGAGGCAGAACUACAAGGCAACAGCAAAAGAACAUCCUGAGAAGCAGGAAAGAUGGCAAUCAAAUGACCUACGAGGCCUCAUCUCUUCAUUUUAUCCAGAUAAGUCCAGACUGAACAGGUCGCCGACAUACUACAGCCUUCUGGCCAAAAGUAUGCAAGCAAGUUCUUCAACAUAUCUGACCCACAAUUAUCAUCAGGCUACCUGGCUCCACCAUCAAAUCAGUGCCACCCAUCGUGUAACAAAACAGGGAGAAAGAGCUACAUCUUACAACCUGGACCCUGAGGAGAACAGACCCAGAAAAACCAUUCAUUACAGAACAAGUGGUACAUUUAUAAAUGGCAUCAAUUCAUCAUCUGUAACCAACCGUCACCCUUCGAGUUUGCUCUAUCACUUUAACAUACUCAGAGAAGAUUACAACAAAGAGUUGUGUUCAAUUGAAUGUAGAAAGGAAAAGAACGAAAGAGAAUUCUACUGCAACAGUGAGUUUGCAAUCAGUGGCAUAGUCCAUGAUAUAGUGACCCUUGGUAAAGGGCUGCGGCUGGUGACAUUACUGGUGGACAGCAACGGAUUCUACCGCAUGAAUCGACUAUAUGUCACGCCUGAUGGUUUCUUCUUCAAAGUGCAUAUUCUUGUGGUUGACACUUUCAACUGUAGAAGAUCGUGUCCAGACUUGAAGUUUGGUGGUAAAUACAUCAUGAUGGGCCUGAUUUAUCACAGGAGAUACUCGCUACCCACCUGGGUCCAAGAACAUGUGUCUGGGAAACUGAAGCCAGGAGAUGGACUGGUUAGGAGCAGCAGCUACGUGAGACGAUAUAACAGAAAGAGGAACCAGAGAGUCCAGUUAGUGCGAGAUGGGAAAUGUGGAGGAGCUUUUCUAAGAUCUUAGCAGAAAUAAAGUGGGCUGGUGUGUAUUUUAGAACAUCUGUAACAAUAAUAAAUGUAGUUUAGAGUUGUUUGUAAUUUUUAAAGAAUGAAGCUGAUUCUGUGCUUUUCAAAUGUACUUUAUAUAAUGUAUACUUUUUUUAGUCUGCGAUGAGUUUGUCAAGCUCAUCAAGUAAGGGGUGCUAUAAUUGGUUUUAGCAGCCAAGGGUAGAGAUAAGAGUGUAUCAACCAGGUCUUCUCCUCAUUAAUAUCCAGUGCCAUCUGCUGGGAAAAAAAACAUGCUUGUGCAAUGUUGAGUGAUUGGAUUCAAAUUUGCAAAUUUGAUAUCACUCAGAAUUCCCGCUUCUUGCUGCCCUUCUGAUAGCUGCACUUAAAAAAGAGAAAAAUCUUCCCAGUGAAAGGAAGAUGACAUAUAAAGUGGCGACUGUGAGAAAGUAACAACCGUUCCUCUUCCUCUGGGAAAUUGCUGUUUCCGGGAGAUCAAAGCAGCCAGAAUGGGUGCAGCUCGACUGUCUUUUACACUGAGUUGUUAUUCUAAAGGCUGAGAUUUCAGGGUCCUCCAGCAGGUCGAGAUUGUAACUAUUUCCCCAGAGUCCCUGGAGAUCUUAGAGCAAAUUUUCUCCAUAUGAAUUGGACACAUGAAGAAUGCAGAAUGUCAGAGGAGCGACCAUCACUCAAAUACCAAGCAGCAGAGUGCUUUUUGCAAAGGAUACAUUAAAAAAAACUUGCAAGGAAGAGUUAUUUUAAUAGCAAGGAAAAUUAAUACAUCUGAAAUCAAAUGUCUUAUUUUUUUCUGCUUGCAGUUCAGCUUUAUUUUAGUGCAGUUGAAGUAAAGAGGAUGUUUGCUGUAUUUCUUCUGCCUCCUCACUCCUGUUGAGCUCCCCACUGUUCGCUCCCAUCACCAUUUUCUGUUGACAAUUGGGGCUCGUCUUUUUCACAGCUGCUGAUACUUCUCUGGGAUCAGCCACUGGUGAUACUAUUCUAUGGGGGAGUAUUGGUUACCCCCCACCUCUCCCUUUGCUACCCUGCUGAGGCACAGCAUUCCACACCUGCAGAGCUCUUCAUCUCACCAGCAACUGUUCUAUAUACAAAUUAUUGGCCUGCAGUGCAUCUGAUGUAAAGUUAGACAUGAGUAGCCACAGAAGCUCUUUCCCACGCUUUGUUCAUUAGUCUGUGCUUGAGAUGUUGCUCCAGUGAUCAAAUGGAACAGCUGGAAGAGACAUAACUGUAGGUUUACUCAUGGGGAGGAUUGGUGCAGGCAAGUUGUCGCAGAACACAGUUUGGAGAAACACUCAAAUUGCUUUCAAGUUUAUGGUUAGGGAAAGAUGCUCCAGUAAAUAGUUACAAAACCCUUAAUAUCAUUACAGGAGAUACUGUACAUCAGUGACUCAAUUAUUCAUUGUCACAUGAACCUGAUUAGAGGUAGCAGUGAGCAAACCUUCUGUAUUAUUUCCCUUGUGACAUUAUUUAAGUAGCACUACAAAGCUGAAAUAUUGUGCUCUCAGUUGAUGGCUUCUAUUGUAAAGCACUUGUAUGUGCAAAUUGAGUGAGGUUAAGGUCACGGGAAGAGGAGGAGGCCAUUCAACUUCUCAAUCCAUCCUAUUAAACUAUGAUUUAUCUA
Molecule: messenger RNA, 3118 nt
Organism: Carcharodon carcharias (great white shark)
Lineage: Eukaryota; Metazoa; Chordata; Chondrichthyes; Lamniformes; Lamnidae
Exons: 6
Coding region: 284-1501 (405 amino acids)
Molecular function (GO): protein binding
Source: RefSeq, a predicted model, not a curated record